This is a messenger RNA of Cotesia congregata, 780 nucleotides long. NCBI's taxonomy places the organism in Eukaryota, Metazoa, Arthropoda, Insecta, Hymenoptera, Braconidae. The record is from the annotation of a GenBank genome assembly.
AGUUUAAAUAAAGUAAAUAAAUUAUUUAUUGUUAUAGUAAUGACAGUGUGGCUGUGGUUCAUAAAUAAAAUGAUAAUUAUUUUUAAUUUUAUUAAAAAUUUAUUAUUUUUUAAUAAUAAAUUAACUAAGUCAAAUAUAUUAUAUCAUAGUAAUAAUUAUUUAAUAAUUAAUAAACCUUAUGAUAUGGUUGUUAAUAGUAAUGAUGUUACUGUCAAGAAAACUCUAGAAAAUGAAUUAAAAAAAAUGUUUCCAUCUCUAGCAAACCCAUCACUAAAAAAUGGAUUUCAUUUUGUACACCGUCUUGACUAUCCAACAAGUGGAGUAAUUUGUAUAGCAUUGAAUAAAAAUGCAGCACGUCAAGAUACUAGAGAGAUUUUUGGAAAUAAAAAAAUGUGUACAAGCGAUGAUGAUCAUUGUAUAAAACCUCGCGAUAGCUCUACGUUAUUACUGGUACUAGAAAAAGGAUUUUGCGAUGGAAAACCAGCGACUAAAAUUUUAUUACGGCCAAAUACAGGUCGGAGACAUCAAUUAAGAGUACAUUGUUGUUACAUUGGUCAUACUAUUAUCGGCGAUUAUACUUACAGUGAUCGCAAGGAUUUAAAACCUCAUAGGACAUUUUUACAUUCUUUUAGAUUAGCUUUGGACAGUGAAGUUGAAAAAUUUGAUGUUCAAACAUCAGAUCCUUUUAACAGCGAAUAUUAUUUUAAUAAAUGGGUACCAAUUAAUUUUAUUUAUACUUUAGAUAGUAAUACUUUUGAUACUAUAGAUAAAUUAUUAUAA